UACUCCACUCCAGUCUUUUGGCAGUUUUGCCACGCAUUAUGUAGAUCGUUGACAUAAUCAGUGUACUUCGCUCAAGCCAAGGCAAGGAUUUGUUUGCAGCUAGAACAAGCCAAGAAGCGAGGCUGAAGCGGAAGUUCCGAACGAGCGUCUUUUUGGAUUGUAUAGUGGCGCUAUUUUAUUUACGGCUAACGUUAGCGCCGGAAUUCUCUUGCAAAGCUUCCCAUCCUGUUGGACUAGCAGUGCGGAGUGGCGUGCUGUCUGCGGAUCGCGGCGGAAACGCUCGAAAGAACUGCCGUCAGUGUGUCCGUUAGGUUUCAUCUGUUUUGUGAUAGGAGGAAAGACGUUUCACACGUGUGGCGCGUGAUCACCUGUAUCUGAUCGUGUUUCUAUUGUCUGAUACUGGUUACUCAAAUAACAGUGAGUAACAGUGAGUGCCUGUGAGUCUGUCCUCGCCACGGGCCAGUGGUGAUACAAUGAUGCGGGGGAAUGCGGCGGUGGACGAGACCGUGCUCACAUGCACAGUCCCUGCACCUGAGAGUCAAGCUGCUGCUGCUGAAGUCGACAAUGGGAACAGCCGGCAGCCGCUUGCCGACAGCGAGUCGCAGCUCGUUGGUGACACGGAGCCGGACAAACCUUUAUCCGCCACUGGCGGCGGCAAGAGCAGCAAUCGUAUCAAGAGGCCCAUGAAUGCGUUCAUGCUGUUUGCACUAGAGGAAAGGAAAGUGAUCGCCCGCAACCAUCCGAACAUGCACAAUUCCGAGAUCAGUAAACAGCUGGGAAAGAAGUGGAAGAGUAAGACACACGAGGAGCAGGCUCCGUACCGAGAGGCAGCCGGUGAAAUCAGGCGUGAACAUCAGAAGAAACAUCCGGAUUACCAGUUUAAACCAAACCGGAAAAAGCCGAAUAAGAAGAAGGAACAGCCGAGCAUGCGUGCCACUGAGUUUGCGGCUUUACAUUACUAUAGUGCCCAUAUCAAGGCUACCAGCCAUGGCGCCUGCUGUGUAUGCGCUAGCUGCAAGUUGGUACGGCAUAUGCCGGCAAACCCCACAGCACCGGGACAAGUGCAGGGUGAACAACAGCCCGACUCAGCACACUUGUUUCCGGCAUCAUCAGCAGCUGCUGCAGUCCAAAGUCUAGAUGAGGGGUCAGCAUUAUGUGCUAGUGCAAGUUUUCUUGACGCUGGCCUCUGUGAUCCCAUGUCGUCGCUAAAUGAUGGACUGCCCUGGCAGCAGACACAAGAGCAGCCUAAUCUGUUGCAGCUGGACUUCCAGGAACUACUUCAUCAGCCUUUGCAACAACUACAGCAGCACCCGCUACCACAGCUGCACCAACAGCGCCAGCUACUGCUGCAACAGCAACAGCAGCAGCAGCAGCAGCAACAGCAGGGGUGGAAAGGGCUCCAUAGCCCUGAUUUACCAGCAGGUGUCGCACCAGGCUCACUUGAAGAGUUAUCCUAAUGCCCGUGUGAUUGACAGCAGCAUCAUCAUCGGAAAACACCAGCCACGGUGCCAUGAGUGCAUGUUACUCCGGCGAACGGGAUCGUCUGCUUGCUAUGGCCUGCGGCAGUGCUGGUAGAGCCAUAGCGAUGGUCUCUCCUCCGCUGCACUCUACUAAUUGUGCCAUCAUCGAGCACUACCGGGUAUACUUCACUCUGAGUCGGUCAGAUCCACCAGCCACCCAUGAGCCUAUCAAGCGAUCCUCCAUUGUUUUCAGUGCAUCCGCUCUUAUCAAGAAGGUAUACAUGCACACCAUGCACGCACGCACGCACUGCCUUCUCUGUUUUGUGUUUUUAACUUAUUAUGUGUACAUCCUUGAAUGACUCUGAAAUUCCCCACCUACAUCAUGGGCCGAUCCAGUGUACAUACAUAAUAUUGUGUACAUACUUGCCUGAUGUUUUCUUUGGUGGAACAUGUACUGUAUGAAGCCUCGAUUACGCUACCAGUGUUUGGAUGUUGAACAUUGGAGCUCCAGAA
Sycon ciliatum is the source of this 1973-nucleotide messenger RNA. RefSeq names its product transcription factor SOX-21-like. The transcript has 3 exons. Bases 474 to 1457 code for a protein of 327 amino acids. The record is from RefSeq and is a predicted model, not a curated record. Lineage: Eukaryota; Metazoa; Porifera; Calcarea; Leucosolenida; Sycettidae.